This is a messenger RNA of Pyrenophora tritici-repentis Pt-1C-BFP, 5516 nucleotides long. RefSeq names its product HepA, Superfamily II DNA-RNA helicase, SNF2 family. NCBI's taxonomy places the organism in Eukaryota, Fungi, Ascomycota, Dothideomycetes, Pleosporales, Pleosporaceae. Gene Ontology annotation, biological process: DNA repair; chromatin remodeling; DNA-templated transcription. The record is from RefSeq and is a predicted model, not a curated record. Gene Ontology annotation, molecular function: histone binding; ATP hydrolysis activity; ATP-dependent chromatin remodeler activity. Gene Ontology annotation, cellular component: Ino80 complex; nucleus.
AUGGAUGGCGCCCGACUGAUCGCAGCCUCGACAUCCAACCUCAUCGCGCCUCGUCCAUCACGUCCGGACCUGUUCGUCGAGCAAAGUUGGCGCUGCCGCACUAAGCAGCGAGCUGACCUUGAGCUGCCAGCCCUUGUUGCCUGUGUGAUCCAAACAGCGCCGCUCCAUCUCCCCCAAAACAUAACCCAUUCCAUCUCGGCCGACUCAUCCGUCGCCGCUGCUCGCUGUUCGCAUCCCGAGUCGCCAGUCGCAGGACGACCGCUGCCGACGGCACACGCGCCCAAGGCGCACCCGUUCGUGUCGCCGCAAAGCCCAGAAGCCGCUACCGGCGCGCCCUCCAGCCAGAGCCCGCUGCGAGUUGCCCAUGGAGUAAGGCAGAGCGCCAGUGCAGUCACCCCAAGCCAACCAUACCAACAUCAUUCGCCAAAUACACCGGCGCCCUUGCCUCUCCACCACGCCAACUUGCACCCCCAUCAACCUCCCCAAUCCCCAAACAACACCGAGCUGCCGCCCAUCAGCACGGCCCUCUAUUCCCGCGACACGUCUAGGUAUUACGACCCGACUUCAGACAAUGGCGACCGUGGCCUAGCUCGGGACCCGGCGCGUUACGACCCCCAAUAUCCUGCACAGCAGGCUCGGGAUCCUCACGCGUAUCCAGACUCUCGCCCUGCACACAGCCCCUACGACAAAGUCUAUCAAUCGCCCGUCACCACCUCGUACGCGCACCACUCGCCGUUGCAGCGCCCCAUCUCGCAGCACCAACACACUGGCGGAAUGGAGGCAAUGUCGCACUCGCCCGUCUCGCCAUCGGUAUAUCAGUCAAUGAACCGCGGCGCUGUCCAGCCACCGCCGCCGAGUUACUCCAGGAGAACAUCCAUCAAGGAUGAGGCACCGCCGCCAACACGCGCGGACCCCAUGUCGCUCUCGAGCAUAAUGUCCUCUGGUGCAGACAACGAGCCUUCCCAAAAGCCUCAGCCUCCCCCGACGACCGUCAUCGUCGACCCAUUCCGAUCAACCAAGCCUUUGCCCAAUCAACACUUCGUCAAGCAAGAGGCCAUGGCAUCUCCAGCGCCCACUGACCUGCCUCCGCACGAGAAUGGCUACCUGCCGCGAGUAUACGACGUCGUACCAGUUGCCAGCACCGUGCAAUCCGCACAGCUGUCUGCGACCCGUUCGUUGCCUGCGCCCGACGAAGCCGAGGUCGAGGCUGAACUCGCAAACAUCGAGACCAGGAAAAUGACCGAUCUGGACGACUCAGGUACCCCGCACGAGUUCGACGACUACAAGAAGCGGAGCCAAAAGCGCGUUCUCGAAGUUGCUGCUGCCGAAGCAAGCAAGCGCAAGCGACGGCGGACUGCAACUCUGAUCCGCUUCCAGGAUGUCUCUGCUGCCCAUCGUGACUAUGCUAAGCACUCGUACAAUGUGGAGCACGAGGGCGAUGCCUGGCAGCAGGUUCAGAGCCAGGAGAUUGCUGAAGAGAAGGAGCGCAAGAAGGACAUGCAGCGGAAGCGGAGACGAGAGAAGACGAUCCAGAACGAGGAAGCCAAGCGGGCCGAAGCUCUGGCAAAGGCUGGCCAAGCUGAAAACGAGGAGGAGAAAGAGCGUCACUUGUUGGCUGCACAGAAAGCGGAGCGAAAGGCGAAGACUACCAGUCAACUCCUGCAGGGCAACGCCCCCAGCAAGGACAUCCGCGAAGUCACUCCCCACGGACCAAACAUGGAGGGCGGCACCAUGAGCUCAUUCCAGGCCUCCGACGACGUUGUAGGUGGAAAGCGCAAGGGCAAUCGUGGUACCGGCCGUCUUAAGAAGAGCAAGGAACAAAAGCAAGCAGAGAAGGACGCCGCGGCUGCAGGUCAGGCUGCUAUUGACCGUGGCGAUGAUCUACCCAUGAUUGCGCCGCGCGAGGAAGCACGCCUCGACUCCCUACGAGGCCGCAGCUUUACGGAAGACCUAGGUCCCGUUGUCCUCACCUCCUACGACUCGUCUGUGUACCGCAACCUUUACCAGCAGAUCGUCAAGGAUCUGGCUCGGAAAGAUAUCCCCAAGGUCGUCCGCAUCAAGGAGAACUCGCUGUCUACAAAACAGUCAAACCUCCGCAAGACUGCUCAACUCGCCGCCAAGGAGGCUCGCAGGUGGCAAAUGCGUACCAACAAGAACCAAAAGGACACACAGGCUAGGGCCAAGCGAGGCAUGCGCGAGAUGCUUGCAUUCUGGAAGAGGAACGAGCGUGACGAACGCGAGUCACGGAAGAAUGCAGAGCGUCAGGAGCUGGAGAAUGCGAAGAAGGCCGAGGCCGAUCGGGAAGCAAAUCGACAGAAGCGCAAGUUGAACUUUCUCAUCUCGCAGACGGAACUCUACUCGCAUUUCAUCGGCAAGAAGGCCAGGACAGACGAGAUCGAAAGAUCCACCGACGACACUGAUGCCGCCGCUGCCGCUCCGCAAGAAUCCCACAAGUCUGGUCUUGAUGUUGGUGAUAUGCCAACAGACGGAACUGCCAAGGUCACAAAUUUUGAGGACCUCGACUUUGACAACGAAGACGAGAGCGCUCUCAACGCCGCUGCCAUGGCGAACGCCCAACACGCUAUUCAGCAGGCACAAGAUCGGGCUCGUGCCUUCAACAAAUCUGGCGAUGACGAGGAUGAUGGAGAAAUGAACUUCCAAAACCCGUCUGGACUUCAGAACAAGGAAGACUGGAUCCCUCAACCCGGCCUGCUCAACUGUACUCUCAAGGAAUAUCAACUCAAAGGUCUCAACUGGCUGGUCAACCUGUAUGAGCAAGGUAUCAACGGUAUCCUAGCCGACGAGAUGGGUCUUGGAAAGACUGUCCAGUCUAUAUCCGUCAUGGCCUAUCUCGCCGAGAGGUACAAUAUCUGGGGACCUUUCCUUGUGAUUGCUCCAGCAUCAACACUGCACAACUGGCAACAAGAAAUCACCAGAUUCGUUCCAGACCUCAACGUCAUCCCAUACUGGGGUACUGCCAAGGAUCGUAAGAUCUUGCGUAAGCUCUGGGAUCGAAAACACGUCACAUACACUCGCGAUUCGCCCUUUCACGUCGUGGUCUCUUCGUACCAACUGGUUGUUCAAGAUGCUCAGUACUUCCAGAAGAUGCGCUGGCAGUACAUGAUUCUCGAUGAGGCACAGGCUAUCAAAUCCUCCCAGAGUUCUCGUUGGAAGAGUUUGCUUGGGUUCCAUUCGCGUAACCGACUGCUCCUGACAGGUACACCGAUUCAGAACAACAUGCAAGAACUUUGGGCCCUUCUUCAUUUCAUUAUGCCUAGCUUAUUCGAUUCUCACGACGAGUUUAGCGAAUGGUUCUCCAAGGAUAUUGAGAGCCACGCGCAGAGUAACACGAAGCUCAAUGAGGACCAGCUGAGGCGACUUCACAUGAUUCUGAAGCCAUUCAUGUUACGACGUGUCAAGAAGCAUGUACAGAAGGAACUUGGAGACAAGAUCGAGUUGGACGUCUACUGCGAUCUGACCUACCGACAGCGCGCAUACUACGCCAAUCUCCGUGCGAAGAUCAACAUUAUGGAUUUGGUCGAGAAGGCAGUCGGAGACGAGCAAGACAGUGCAACUCUGAUGAACUUGGUCAUGCAGUUCAGGAAGGUUUGCAACCAUCCUGACUUGUUUGAGCGCGCCGACACAUGGUCUCCUUUCUCGUUCGCUUCGUUUGCCGAGACUGCAUCGUUCCUCCGCGAAGGCCAGAAUGUUCGAGUCGGAUACUCCACGCGAAACUUGAUUGAAUACCCCUUACCGCGACUUAUUGGUCGUGAGGGUGGCCGGCUAGAGCUUGCGGGUCCCGACAAUCAGAAGGCUGGCUUCAAAGGACACUACCUUGACAACUUGAUGAACGUAUGGAGCCCAGACAACAUUGAACUAUCCGCUCGAGAAGCUGGAGCAUUCUCUUGGCUCCGUUUCUCCGACCUGUCAGCUAGCGAGGCCUCCAAGGUUGCCAGGAGCGGUCUUUUCCAGCGAGCUCUUGCUGCUGGGCAGAAGCCAAACCGGGUUGGACGCUUCAACGUACUGUACAGUGAUGACAACGGCAAGUGGGAGCCGAAGCAUUCGAUGCUCAACAUUGUCGAUCGCCAGGAUCGUCUGCCUUUGGUCGAAGUCGCAACAGAAGGACACAUGCAUAACCUUUUCAAUGUUGCCCGGUCUGCGUUUGAAAAGACGGGCCUGAACGUCAUUGAGCCUUGUGCCAAGCCAAAGGCAUCAGCACCUCCAGUCGAACUGUACUGUGCCAGCCAGGGUGUCAUCACCGAAAAGCAGAGCAUCUACUUCAACGGCCCCAUCAGGAAUGCGCUAUACGGUGUUUCUGAAGCAUCUGAGCACACCAUGUUGGAAGCCAAGACGGAAAGCGCUGCGCUGACUGUUUGCAACAAGCUUCCUCAACCCACCAACGAGCGAACACGCUUCACGCACAUCGAGGCUCCAUCAAUGUCACGCUUCGUCACCGACUCUGGCAAGCUAGCUCAACUAGACGCACUGCUGAAGGAGCUCAAGGCCAACGAUCAUCGUGUCCUGCUGUACUUCCAGAUGACUAGGAUGAUGGACCUGAUGGAGGAGUAUCUGACGUACAGGAACUACAAGUACUGCCGUCUGGAUGGAUCCACCAAGCUCGAGGAUCGUCGCGAUACUGUGGCGGACUUCCAGAGCGACCGCUCUAUCUUUGUCUUCCUCUUGUCUACUCGCGCUGGUGGUCUUGGUAUCAACUUGACAUCUGCCGAUACGGUCAUCUUCUACGAUUCGGACUGGAACCCUACCAUCGAUUCACAAGCCAUGGACCGUGCUCAUCGUCUCGGUCAAACGCGCCAGGUCACUGUCUACCGUCUCAUCACUCGUGGCACUAUCGAAGAGCGUAUCCGCAAACGUGCUCUACAGAAGGAAGAAGUGCAGCGCGUUGUCAUUUCUGGAGGCGGAGGAGCCGGAGUCGACUUCAACACUCGAUCCAGGGAGAACAGGACCAAAGACAUGGCUAUGUGGCUCGUCGACGACGAUCAGGCAGCAGAGAUUGAGAAGAAGGAGGCAGAGCUGGCAGAGCAAGAGAAGAAUGCUCCACCAGGCAAGAAGCGCAGCAAGAAGAAGCAGCGGGCCGAGGCUAACCUUGAUGACAUGUACCACGAAGGCGAAGGACACUUUGACGAGAGCGCCAAGGCGAGUGGUGCAGCUACACCCAUUGCUCCCACGGAAACUCCCGCAGGAGGCAAACGCAAGAAAGGCGGGCUUAGCAAGAAAGCCAAGACAGCCAAACAGCGUCUUGCAGUCGCUGAUGGAGAGGUCUAGAUUUCUGUAACACGAUAACAAUAUUUCCUUUUAUCUCUAUAAUUCGGUCUAGUAGCGGGUUCAAUAUUUGCGACGGGAUCCGUUGACCUGUGGGCAUAUUCUGUACGGAGUGGGUUCUUGCAUGUGUACACUAUGGAAUUUCUCUCUGCGUUAGGGUUGUCACGGCGAGCUGCUUUGUAGCUCCAUUUGCAUAGAUAGGGGAGUUCAAAAAUGUAGGGAAGACGUUACUUGCA